AUGGCUAUAAUGGCGAAACUGAUUUUCUCAAUUGUAACUUUAGUUAUUCUGUCUGUGUUUGUCACCGCUGAAAAACCCCAACUUUUGGCAACAUUUUCAAACGGUACGCCAGUCUACGGCUUAGCUGUUCUCAAAAACAAUUUGAUAGCCGUCUCGAGAGAAAAUAGCGGAAAACUUCAGCUAUACAAUGUAGCUAUUAACGGGCUUUUUACCGAGCUAAACUCGGUUGAUAUGGCUCGCUCUGAUAGCUAUUACGACAUGGCUUACCUUAAUAAGUCUGAGCAAUUUGUUCUUCUAAACUGGCUUGAUUCGAACAAGAUUAUAUUGAUGCAAUCUCGCUUCCCGUACGAGGUCAAAUCGUGGAACUUCACGAGCGAUACCACAAUGGCCAGUUUGGCGGUCACUGAAUCCGAUCAAACAAUUAUCGUGACCGAGGGCAUGUCUAAGCAAGUUAAGAUAUACGAUCCGUCUGGAAAACUUCUGCGCACAAUAAAGUUGCAAAUGGCAAGAUCACCGCGUCAAGCCAUCAGAUUGUCGAACAAUUUGUAUGCCGUGACGGCUGGGUACGAAACCACGGAGAGCCAUCUGGUUUGCAGGUUUAACGUGAAAGGGUACGUUGUUGGCAGGUGCUUUGGCGGCAGACCCGGUAAUUCAAUCAACCAGCUAAACGUACCAGCACGUAUGGUGCUUCUAAAUGACGGCAGUGUUCUCCUCGCUGACAUGAAAAACUCCAGAAUCCUAAAACUAAACAAAGAUCUCUCUAGUGCCGAAAUAUUUCUGGGUGCUAGUGAUGGCAUACACCAACCUUAUCGUCUGUACGCCGAUGAAUCUAAGAGAAUUCUCUACGUGGCCGAUAAUACGUUGGACCCUGUUACUUCUUAUGCCGUUUCUGGUAGAGUUAUAGCCUUCAGAUAUUAA
This is a messenger RNA of Helobdella robusta, 918 nucleotides long. RefSeq lists its product as hypothetical. The record is from RefSeq and is a predicted model, not a curated record. Gene Ontology annotation, molecular function: protein binding. NCBI's taxonomy places the organism in Eukaryota, Metazoa, Annelida, Clitellata, Rhynchobdellida, Glossiphoniidae. Bases 1 to 918 code for a protein of 305 amino acids. The transcript has 6 exons.